CAGGCGUGCGGGGAGAGCCGUCCCGAUUAGGCAGGCGAAUCCCCAGCGGAUCUGGACCGCCGUCGCUUGGAAAUCCGAUGAGUAACACGAUUCUCGUACAACCGGCUUGUUCGGUCGCUUGCCACCCACAGGUCCAUGGUUGACACGGUCAACGCGGUUGACACGGUCGUUAUAAAGCCGAAUGGAUGCCUCCGCCAUUGCAUCGCUGCAACUGCGCAACUGAGCUGCGAAACUGAGAGACGAGAGCGUGAUUGAUGAGUUAUCCUGCCGGCCUGAUUGCCCGAUUGCCUGAUACCCCGCCUUUGUCCCCCGCAGAUCGCCUGCGUGCCUGAUUCGCCAGGACACCACCCCCGCGUGCCUUAGUGCCUUAGCUCCGCCAAUCUUUUCCUCCUCUUCUCCCUUCUCUCUCCUCCUCUCCUCCUUUCCUCCUCUAAUUCCCGCGGGUUUCGCAAUCCCUUUCCCGUCAUUCGCUGCCUAUAAAACUGCUCCAUCCAUCUGGUGCUUCGUGCUUCUGUGCUUUCCCCGCUGUAUGUCUCCCUUCGCUGGCAAGGGAAAACUGCCUUGGUAUCCCUCCUCUUCUCUUUCCUCGUCUUCCUCAUUCCUCAUCUUCCUUCCCACUCUCUCCGUUCCCCGUCUUUUCCCCUCCCAGCCUGAACCAUGAGCGAGUGUCCAUUCCCCCAUGGCCAGAAGUCGGCCAAUAUUGGCGGCGGUGGCACCCGAAACGUAGACUGGUGGCCCGGCCAGCUGCGCCUGAACAUUCUGCGCCAGCAUGGCGACGCCAGCAAUCCCCAGAGCAAGGACUUCGAGUACGCCACCGCCUUUAAGGGCCUGGACUACGACGCCCUGAAGAAGGAUUUGCAUCGCCUCAUGACCGACUCGCAGGACUGGUGGCCCGCCGACUUCGGUCACUACGGCGGCCUGUUCAUCCGCAUGGCCUGGCACAGCGCCGGCACCUACCGUGUCUUCGACGGUCGCGGCGGAGGUGGCCAGGGCCAGCAGCGCUUCGCUCCUCUGAACAGCUGGCCCGACAAUGCCAGUCUCGACAAGGCCCGUCGUCUGCUGUGGCCCGUCAAGCAGAAGUACGGCAACAAGAUCUCCUGGGCUGAUCUCCUGCUGCUGACAGGCAACGUCGCCCUCGAGUCCAUGGGUUUCAAGCCCUUCGGCUUUGCUGGCGGUCGUCCCGACACCUGGGAGGCCGACGAGUCCGCCUACUGGGGAGGCGAGAAGAGCUGGUUUCCCCAGGGGAACGACGUGCGCUACGCCGCUCAGACCGACGCCGAGCAGAAGCAGCAGGGCGAUAUCCGCACCCGCAACCUCGAGGAUCCUCUGGCCGCCGUGCACAUGGGCCUGAUCUACGUGAACCCCGAGGGUCCCGACGGCAACCCCGACCCCGUCGCAGCCGCCCGGGAUAUUCGCGUCACCUUCGGUCGCAUGGCCAUGAACGACGAGGAGACCGUGGCCCUGAUUGCCGGUGGGCACACCUUUGGCAAGACGCACGGCGCUGGCCCCGCCGACAAGAUCGGUCCCGAGCCCGAGGCGGCCGACCUGCACCAGCAGGGCCUGGGCUGGAGUAACGGGUACCUGUCGGGUCGCGGCGCCGACAGCAUCACCAGCGGCCUCGAGGUGACCUGGACCAAGACGCCCACCCGCUGGAGUCUCGGCUUUCUCGAGUACCUGUUCAAGUUCGACUGGGAGCUGACCAAGAGUCCUGCCGGCGCCAACCAGUGGACGGCCAAGAAUGCCCCCGAGAUCAUCCCCGACGCCUACGACUCGAACAAGAAGCAGAAGCCGCGCAUGCUGACCACCGACCUGGCGCUGCGCUUUGAUCCCGCCUACGAGAAGAUCGCCCGUCGCUACCUGGAGAAUCCCGACGAGUUUGCCGACGCCUUCGCGCGCGCCUGGUUCAAGUUGCUGCAUCGUGACAUGGGCCCCCGCGCGCGCUGGCUGGGUCCCGAGGUGCCCAAGGAGACGUUGCUGUGGGAGGAUCCCGUGCCCGCGGUCGAUCAUCCGCUGAUCGACAACGAGGACGCCUUGGCGCUGAAGCAAGAGAUCCUGGGGUCCGGCGUCGAGCCGACCAAGUUCAUCACCACCGCUUGGGCGUCCGCCUCGACCUUCCGCGGCAGCGACAAGCGCGGCGGCGCCAACGGCGCGCGCAUUCGGCUGGCGCCCCAGAAGGACUGGGAGGUCAACAACCCCCCACGCCUGCAGGAGGUUCUGCGCGUGCUGGAGCGCAUCCAGCGCGACUUCAACGGCGCUCAGACGGGUGCCAAGCGCGUCUCGCUGGCCGAUCUCAUCGUGCUGGCCGGCUGCGCCGCCGUCGAGCGCGCGGCGGGCCACCCCGUGCCCUUCACGCCCGGUCGCACCGACGCCAGCCAGGAGCAAACCGAUGUCGAGCAGUUCGAGCACCUGCGGCCGCUGGCGGACGGCUUCCGCAACUACGGCGGCUCGACGCCGCGCGUGCGGGCCGAACAGUACCUCGUCGACCGCGCGCAGCUGCUGCAGCUGACACCGCCCGAGAUGACGGUCCUGGUGGGCGGCCUGCGCGUGCUGGACGCCAACUAUGACGGCUCCGAGACGGGCGUGUUCACGCAGCGGCCCGGUCAGCUGACCAACGACUUCUUCGUCAACCUGCUGGACAUGAACACCGUCUGGCAGCCGCUCGGCGCCGACCAUGAGCGCUUCGAGGGCGUCGACCGCAAGACGGGGGCCAAGAAGUGGACGGGCAGCCGCGUGGAUCUUGUCUUCGGCUCGCACGCCGAGCUGCGUGCGCUGGCCGAGCUGUACGGUAGCGCCGACGGCCAGGUCAAGUUCGUCAAGGACUUCAUCGCCGCCUGGGACAAGGUCAUGCAGUUGGACCGCUUCGACCUCACCUACUCGGCUAUCCCUACGCGUCCGCGUCUGUAGUCAGCCCUAAGUUUGGUUGCGGGCUAGCGGAAUUCGCUC
Messenger RNA from Aspergillus melleus, 2943 nucleotides. Its product is annotated as catalase/peroxidase. Gene Ontology annotation, cellular component: cytosol. The coding region runs from base 658 to 2904 and encodes 748 amino acids. The transcript has a single exon. Gene Ontology annotation, molecular function: catalase activity; heme binding. NCBI's taxonomy places the organism in Eukaryota, Fungi, Ascomycota, Eurotiomycetes, Eurotiales, Aspergillaceae. The record is from RefSeq and is a predicted model, not a curated record. Gene Ontology annotation, biological process: cellular response to hydrogen peroxide; hydrogen peroxide catabolic process.